This is a messenger RNA of Pangasianodon hypophthalmus (striped catfish), 4101 nucleotides long. RefSeq names its product bone morphogenetic protein 2a (gene bmp2a). The record is from RefSeq and is a predicted model, not a curated record. The transcript is spliced from 2 exons. Gene Ontology annotation, molecular function: cytokine activity; growth factor activity; BMP receptor binding. Lineage: Eukaryota; Metazoa; Chordata; Actinopteri; Siluriformes; Pangasiidae. The coding region runs from base 845 to 2023 and encodes 392 amino acids. Gene Ontology annotation, biological process: negative regulation of transcription by RNA polymerase II; BMP signaling pathway; SMAD protein signal transduction. Gene Ontology annotation, cellular component: extracellular region.
CUCUCUCUCUCUCUCUCUCUCUCUCUCUCUCCUUUUUUACAGCCUAAAAAGUUAACUUCAUCUCACUAUGAGUCGAAUAGGCUACACCAUUAAGGCGUCUGAAUAAUCCUAACUCGCUUGUAUGUUUUGGAGCCAGAUUAAGCCCAGUGUGCUUUUCAGGGUUUUAAUGACUGACAGCUGAAAACAUGUUGCACGAAGAGGCGCUCGGUGCUUUGCUUUGGGACCUUUCCGGUUUCUGCACAACAGCUGUGCGGCGGUGGCGCGCUCUAAAAUGAAAAACACUUUGUGAAACGACAAUAACAGACUUUAAAGGGGAAAAAAAGUAGAGAAAAAGCUGCGCGCUUGGACUCUGAGCAGGACUCCAGGGCUCAUCAGAUGCGUGUUGGAGAGGAUCGGGACGCAGUAGUGGGCUGCGCACUGACUUCAGCUGGACUUCAUCCUCAGAGCCCACUUGGACACACAGCACCUAGCAGAGAGCGUCGCGACUUCUUUUCCAUGUCUUAUUUGAGACACUUUGUUGCGGAUACCUGCUUUGUCUCGUUGUGGAUGUUUCUGAGGAUCCAGCGGAGAGUUUUAGAAGCUGAGCAGAUACUGUGUGAGUGUUUUCCUGGGUCUGAGGCGCGUUCUUGCUGCGCCUUUCGUCACUCAUCACUCAGAUCCGAUGAAAUUACAUUAAGUGAUUAAUGAAGGAUCCAGGUCGCUGAAUAAAUAAAUAAAUAAAUCAAAAGAUUGAUCAUCAUAAUAAUAAUGGCCAGCUCGAACCGGAGCCGAGGAAGUGCGUGCCGGCUAGUGGCAGUUUGAUCGCGCCGUCUUCUGCGCCUCGUCUCUCCGCCUUGUAGUGAUCAUGUUGCCGGUGUUCGCUUUGCUCAUCGCGCAGCUCUUGUUCGGAGGCUGCACGGGUCUCCUGCCGGAGAUCGGGCGCCGAAAGAACAGCCCUCACCUCUCCCAGGACGCGCUGGACGCUUUCGAGCUGCGUCUGCUCACCAUGUUCGGGCUGAAGCAAAGGCCGAGUCCGAGCAGGUCAGCAGUGGUGCCGCAGUACAUGCUGGAUCUGUUCUCCACGUAUUCAGCCACCAGCGCCGAGCAAAAGCACCACAAAGCGAAGAGCACAGUGGGCAGGAGCGCAGACAGAUCCGCUAGUCGGGCGAACACAGUACGCAGCUUCCAUCAUGAUGAAUCUACAGAGGAGCUGUCAAGUCACAGUGGAAAGACGACUCAAAGGUUCCUCUUUAAUCUGAGCUCCAUCCCAGGAGAGGAGUUUGUCACAUCAGCAGAGCUGAGGAUUUACAGGGAGCAGGUGAUGAUGAACAGUAGCAGCAACAGCAGUGCAGGGUACCAUCGCAUUAACAUCCAUGAGAUCAUCAAGCCUGCACUUCCUUUUAAAGAGCCUAUCACAAGACUUCUAGAUACCAGACUGGUUCAGCACAGCCUGAGCAAGUGGGAGAGCUUUGAUGUGAGUCCUGCUGUCCUGCGGUGGACCACAGAGGGUAACACCAACCAUGGCUUUGUGGUGGAGGUGGUUCACCCAGGCGAUGCAGAAAGAGACUACAAGAGACAUGUCAGAGUCAGCAGGUCGCUGCAUGACAGCACAGACUCGUGGCCUCAGAUGAGGCCGCUGCUGGUGACGUUCAGCCACGAUGGCAAAGGACACGUGCUCCACUCUCGGGAGAAACGGCAAGUGCGAGUCAACAAGCCAAAGAAGAAACACAAAGCCAACUGCAGGAGGCACUCGCUCUAUGUGGACUUCAGCGACGUGGGCUGGAAUGACUGGAUAGUGGCACCACCAGGCUACCAUGCUUUUUACUGCCAGGGAGAGUGUCCUUUCCCUCUGGCAGACCACCUAAACUCCACUAACCACGCCAUUGUACAGACACUGGUCAACUCAGUGAAUAGUAACAUUCCCAAGGCAUGCUGUGUGCCCACAGACCUGAGCCCCAUCUCCCUGCUCUAUUUAGAUGAGUAUGAGCGAGUGAUCCUGAAAAACUACCAGGACAUGGUGGUGGAAGGCUGUGGGUGCCGCUGAAGCACACGGACACUACAACACACUUUUGCAAAGACACUUUAUUUCCCAAUACUACCCUUUAUUUAUGCUAAGUAAAGUUUUAUAAGGACAAAAACAUAUUUUGAAAAAAAAAAAUAUAAAUCUAUAUUUAUGUCCACUAAUGGGAAAAUAAAUAUUUUAAUUGGAGUUCAGCUAAUGUAUUUUAUGAUGUACAUUUCAAUUAGUUUAAGUUCAAUUUACACACAUGAAGUAUACUGGUCAGAUUUUGUAUUUAUUUCUAUUGUAACCACUUUUAGUGAAUAGGUUAUAUCUAUUUAUGUGUAAUCAGGAAGACAAAAAAAAUAGAUAGAACACCUUAGAUGGGUUUAUGUGUCUCCUUUAAUUGCUAGACUGAAAAAGCAAGACUUGGGCUACUCUGUGCAGAGCUGCUAAAGCCCUAAAGUGUUAAAGAUGUGUUGCAAUUUCAGUUCCAUCCACGCUAUAGUGUCAAAUGGAGUACUGAACAUAUUCAAUAGAACAAAACCAUAUAGAACAUUGGGCCUUUCUUGAGCAAUAAGCAGUGGUGAAUGUGAAUGCACUUAUCUAGAAGCAAUGUGACAGGUAGUUGACACUGAAUCCUCAGGAACUUUGUUGGUAUGCGUGAGAUUCACAUUAUACCUUAAAAACAAUUGCUAUCUAUGUUCUUUUUGUCCUGAUGCUUUAGUUCCUUAAAGGUUACUGCAUUACCCUUCUAAUACCUUGUCAAGUCUCAAGUCUUAACUGAAUAUGUGCUGUUCACGAGAUGGCAUAAUAAUUAUUCUAAUGCCUCGACACUGUCAAGAACUCUGUUAUACAAAGGGGGAUGCUGUUGAAGAAGUCAGCUUCUUUGUCAUUUACAUGUCCAAAAAAGAGUACAUAAUGCAACCCCAUGCUGCUAGACAAAUAUUAUACUACAACAAUUAACCCUCUGUUUUGUUUUUCUCAUUUGGGGCUUUAUAUGUUAAUGAAAUUGGCCAAACCUCCCAGUGUUCGCUUACUUGAACUCAAAUGUCAAAGAUAAAAAAAAAUAAUAAAUAAACAGCUCUUGUCUAGGAGUCUUUAACAGGAUUUAUUGGUGUUCAACACCAGUAAGGGUUGAUAGAACUAUUCUGGAACAUUUUUCUUAUUUUUAGACUGCAUUUAGCUACGAUCUCCAUCCACUUUUCAUUAACUGGGCAAUGUAAAUGGAUGACCUGGGGUAUGGAAUGACUCUUGCCCUCCACACUGAAUAAAAUAACCAAUGUGAAAGGUAACAGAACAAAAGCUUUAUAAGCUUACAGCUAGGUUAAAUGUCAGAGGGAUUACAGCUCCACUUCUCCUUGGAUCAUAAAACGAGGUCUGUGGGAAGUCCUCUUUUUAUCUCUUUUACGGCUUUUGUUAAAAUGGAACAUGCUCCGCUUGGUUGAUAAAACGUCUUGACAUAUGAGUGUUUGAAAAAAAGAUGUCCAAAGUUCAUUAGAGGGUCAGUAACUGUAUGGCUUCGGAAAGUUACACUACGUCUUGGACACUCUUUUUCUUUUGAAAUAAGAGUGUGUGGUUUACAGAUGUGAGGAACCGAUACACCCUACCUGUCAAGGUGCGUGCUGAAGAAUCUGUAGUGUAUACAGUGCAUCUGGUCAUCUUCACUAGCACAGCAAUAAAGUAUCAAUGUAUCAGAGUGAUGUGAUAACUUUACUGAUCAAUCCAGAUGUGCUGUAAAGAAUUUGCUAUUUCUCUUUACGUGGUUGCUGUGAUGCCCAUAAUUCCUGUGACGUUCCAGUGAUAAGGGAAGAUCUUUAUGGUUCAUAAUUUGUGUUGAGACCAUGUUAAUGGUUGAGAUAAGAGCACAGGAACUUCCGAGUUACUGCUCCAAAGAGCACUCAUCUGGCUUGAUGGCAUAACAGAUAAUCACCGGCUUUUAUUUGGCUCCAAGCCAAAGUUUAAUGAAAACUGUCUGCUUCUCAUGCAAUGUUAUUGCCUUGACUAACUACUAAAUACUUAAAAAAAAUUCUAAAAUACCCACAAAUUGUUAAUGCUUGCUCAUUUCUCUGCUUGUCUACUAGACUAUUGGGUCUUCAUUAAAAACUCCAUUGUGUCUUUAA